Messenger RNA from Symbiodinium natans, 1065 nucleotides. Lineage: Eukaryota; Dinophyceae; Suessiales; Symbiodiniaceae. The record is from the annotation of a GenBank genome assembly.
AUGCUUCGCUGCUUGGGGUGUUUCGCCUUGGCUUCCCUCGACCUGGCCCAGGAGAUCAGGGAAACCAGGGAAAGCAGCUGGGCAGAUGCCGCCGUGGAGUGGAUAGGUGACUUUGCCCUGCGUGCGGGGUCGGACCGGCUUGCAGCGACAGCGGCAGCUGAGGAGGUUGCGGAGCUCAGGGAGUUAGUACGGCUUGCCCAGAUUGCCUAUGAGGAUGACACCGACACAGUCUCAAGCCUUUUGCCCGAUGGGCUGACGCUCCGAGAUGCAGGGCGCGAGCGUGCCGUGUGGUUCAUGGCACAGAGGCGUCGAACUGUUUUCCUCGUAUUCCGCGGUACGUCAGAGUGGAAGGACAUAUUUGCCGACAUGCAAGUCUUGCCCGACCUGGCCGGAAAGCAUCGGCUACAUGGCGGAUUCGCAAGUCACGUCAGCAAAGACGGAAACCCCAUACUGGAAGCAGCGCUGGCAGCUCUUCCGAAAGGCUGUGAGUUGCACAUCCUGGGCCACUCGCUCGGAGGAGCCGUGGCUUUGGCUCUGCUUGCAUCGGGACAGCUGCCGCGAGGGCUGGGCCACGUGGAUGUGACAAUGAUUGGCUCCCCCAAGGUCUUUCACGGCGUGGCGCCCUCGGUGAGGGAGCUUGGAGCCAGGAGAGUGAAAUUGCUGGUGAAUCAUGGAGACAUCGUGCCACGCUUGCUCGGCAAUGAGAAAGUGGACGUCUCGCGCUACCUCAAGCAGCUCAGGCAGCUGGAGAUUCGAGACGAGGACUUGCCGGCUCUUGCCGACUACUGCCAUCCAGCCGGCUUGGAGUUGGUCGUGUUGCGUGGUGCUGCGGCAUUGAAGCCAUCACCAGCUUUUCAUGACAGGAUUUGGCUGGAUCCCACUGCCCUUGCAGGCACGAAGAGGGAUCCCUUCACGGAUCAUCUUAUGACGGAGUACAUGCAGUCUCUCGACUCCCUAGAUCCAUCAAGGUUUGGACGAUCAGGGCUUGUGCAGACGUUGCGAGAUUUGGGCACCGUCUUCUCAGAUGAGACGUGCCCCGACCGAUCUGCGAGAGGCUGUGGGUAG